This is a messenger RNA of Erigeron canadensis, 1014 nucleotides long. RefSeq lists its product as uncharacterized. Lineage: Eukaryota; Viridiplantae; Streptophyta; Magnoliopsida; Asterales; Asteraceae. The transcript has a single exon. Bases 1 to 1014 code for a protein of 337 amino acids. The record is from RefSeq and is a predicted model, not a curated record.
AUGAGUGACUUUAACUCUUCUCUAAACUUGGAAGACAGCUCAGCAGGUUCAUCAAACAUUACUACUGGUAUGCAGGAUUUCAAAGAAUGUGUUGAAGAGAUUGAAGUUAUGGACAUUAACAAUUUUGGUUUGCAUUACACAUGGAGUCAGAAACCUAAACGCAGGACAUGUCUUCUUAAGAAGAUUGAUCGUGUUACGGGCAACAUGAAAUUUAUCGAUGAUUUCUCUGCUGCGUGUGCAUUAUUUCAGCCUUAUAGAAUAUCAGAUCAUUCUCCGUGUGUGUUAAAAUUGCCAUCUAUAUCAAGAGCUAAGCCAAAACCGUUUAAAUUUCCAAACUUUCUUAUUCAUAAGGAUGGUUUUCUUGAGGCUGUGAAAAAGGAAUGGGAAACUGAAAUGGCUGGACAUUUUAUGUUUCUGGUCACACAAAAAUUAAAAGCAAUAAAGAGACCCAUGCGUAAAAUGCUUCAAAACAUGGGAAAUCUGCAUGCUCGUGUUGAUAUGCUAUGUGCAAAAUUAGAUGUUGCCCAAAUAUCUAUUGACCAUGAUCCUUUUGAUCCGCUCUUACAUGAACAUGAAGUUGUUUGCCUCAAAGAUUUUCAUCAAGCUCGGUUAGAUGAGGAAAGGUUCCUAAAACAGAAGGCGAAGAUUGAAUGGUUAGAGGUUGGGGAUGCAAAUUCGGCAUUCUUUCAUAGAUCCCAGAAGUGUAAAAAUCAUAGAAGCAGAAUUGAAGUCAUAAAGGAUAUGAAUGGAGUGCUUCAUGAGGGAGGAGAUGCUCCGCUGGCAUUAGUACAUUACAAAAAUUUCCUUGGCAUGGAGGAUACAAAUUCUCUUGCUUUCCCCUAUGAUAUCUUCCAAAGAACAUUAAGUCAAAGUCGUGCCAACUCUAUGGUGAGAUCUAUUUUGGAUGAUGAAAUUCGCAUAGCCAUGUUUCAUAUUGGAGAAGACAAAGCACCGGGACCAGAUGGUUACACGUCAGCGUCUUUCAAAGGUGCCUGGGACGUGGUUGGAUCAUGA